This is a messenger RNA of Trichoderma atroviride IMI 206040, 693 nucleotides long. RefSeq lists its product as uncharacterized. Lineage: Eukaryota; Fungi; Ascomycota; Sordariomycetes; Hypocreales; Hypocreaceae. The record is from RefSeq and is a predicted model, not a curated record. Gene Ontology annotation, biological process: endosomal transport. Gene Ontology annotation, cellular component: BLOC-1 complex.
AUGCCCCCCGCAGUCGCCGCCUCAUCCUCAUCCUCGGCCCAGCCUCGCUGGUUCGCCCAGGCAGCCUCGCCGCCGUCCAUCUCGUCCACCACCGCCGCCGCCGCAGCCUCGCCCGCGCUCCAGCCCACGCUGCCCUCGGCCGAGACGCAGCGCCACGUGGCCGAGGCCCGGGCCGCCGUCGUCGCGUCCAUGGGCAACAUGCUCGACUCGGAGCUGCAGUCGCGCGCGGGCAUCCUGCACGAGAACGCGGCGGCGCUGGAGAAGCAGGAGCGCGACGUGCUGCGCGCGACCGAGGGGCUGCGGCGGGAGACGGUGAAGCUCAAGGCCGAGGCGGACAAGGCGGCGCGCAAGGUCAAGGAGCUGGGCAAUGUGCAGAACUGGGCCGAGGUGCUGGAGAGGGGGUUCCUGGUGCUGGAGGAGACGGUGAGACUGGCGAAUGAGGGGGAGGAUGAGGAUGGGAGUGAGGGGAGCUGUAGCUGUAGCGAGUGCGGGAGGGGAGGCUCUGGUGAGGGCAGUGAUGGAGAGGGCGAUGAAGGCGACGGUCGUGAUGGUCGUGAUGGUGUUGAUGGUAUUGGGGAGAGGAUGGAUGUGGACACAAUGUCGGAUGCCAGUCGGAGCCUGAUGGAGCUGGCCUCGAGCACCGGCACGGGUCGGGCAAAGGGAUCAGAGACGGCUUCGAUAUCAACUGGAUGA